UGGAAUCAGCUGUUGAAUUUAUUGUUUUGCGAAGUGGACACAGUGCGAAUGAUUUGGAGUGUUACACAUAGUAUGAAGGAUGAAGGCUCAUUGUCCCCCGUCCAUGUACUUGUAGAUGAGGUCACUCCGGUGCACGUGCACGUGCAGAGAAGCCGGUCUUUGCCUUCUUUCUCCGGGCAGAGAAACUCGAAAAAAUCAAGUAUUACACCAAAACAAGCAGAUCGGAUCUGCUCCGUUAUCCAGGCCAGUGACUGGGGCUUCGGUCAGGAAGAAGCUGCUGCUGCACAGGCCGCUGAAUCCCGGCACCCCCGCGGGGAGCACAGCAAUACGUCUGCAGAGAGAGGCACUGAGCUUUCCUCUGAGGAUGCAUCUCUGAGUCCGGUGGACGGGUCCAGGAUGCAGGCAGAGGAGGAGGCUCAGUGUUCUGCCGGUCGGGAUGGUACCAGCUGGACUGGGAAGCGCAGCCUGAAGCACACAGACCCAAACCGCAGACACACACAGCUGGAGCAGAGCAGGUCCAGCUGCGAGGACUUCAGCCCUGAAAACAGGGCGUGUCUGCUGAGCACCCUGAUGGACGCGGAGAGGGCUGCCAGCGCAGCGGCAGUACAGCUGAUGUCAUUUAAAGAGGCUCUGGGGGAUGAUCUCAAUGAUUCGAGAUUAACUGCUGUGGAUGACAAACGGAUGUCAAGACAAAAGAACCUUCUGUUGGAAAAGCUGGAGGUUUUUAAAACCGUAAACAAAUGUGUUCGGCAGCAGCUGAAGGAAUUCCAGAAUCAGGAGGCGAGUCGACUCGAGACUGACAGAUACAUUGAUGUGUUACUGAAGAAACUGACUUUUGCGGAGACUGAAAACCUGCGUUUAAAAAGAGACCUCAGUGAGAAAGAGGUUAGAGUUGAGGAACUGGCAGAGUUACGCCAGAAAGAAUUGGAGAAGAUGGAGACUGCGGUGCAUCAGGCAAAGACAGGGGAGAGCACUCGAGCCCACCUACAGGGACAACUUCGCCACAAGGAAUCAGAGAACAGCAGGCUGAGCGUACAGCUACGGGGUUUGGAGAGAACCAUGGCGGAACAGAAGCUUGAAAUUGAAAGACUGAAAUGUGAGAUUGCCUCAUGUGUGGAGAAGGGAAGAGAGGAGAAGGAGGCGCUGAAGAAAGCCACCCGAGCACAGAAGCAGAGAGCAGAGCGCUUCGAGGCAGCCGUGGAGAAGCUGUACGAUCAGCUGAGAGAGAAGGAUGUGAAGGUGGCUGAAGCCCAGGCCGAGGUGGAGGCGCUAAAGAGGCAGCAGGAAGGAGCCCAAGAGGAGCGAGCACCACUGGAGGCCCAGAUAACCCUCCUGAAAACCCAAAUUUCAGACGUGACGGAGCAGCUGCAGAAAGAGAGAGACAGUGUCAGGACAGCUAAUGAGGACCUCCUGCAGAAAGUGGAAAAACUCAACUCAGAAAAUGCAAAUCUCUGCCUUGAAAACGCAGCUUUGAAGGCCUCGGUCCGGGACCUGGAGGAGAGGGUACGGUCUUCAGCGGCCGAACUGGAGGACCGAGCGGCAGUUUCCCAGAAACACAAAGACCUCGCUGAGAAUUAUCAAAUUCAGGUGGCAGAUCUGCAGAAGGAAGUGUGUGAGCUGAAAGCAUGCCGAGACAGUCUUCGGAAAGAGACUGAGACAGCAAGAGAGGGCAAAGAUGCAGAGAUGGAAAAGGUGCGAAGGCAGCUGGAGCCGCGUGUGGAGGAGCUGCAGGUGCAUCCCGGGUUGCUGAGCGCGGCUGAGCGGCGUUUGCAGGACUCUGCGGAGAGCCUGGCGCUGGCAGAGACGACUGCAGCACACAGGGCCCAGACUGCCGAGCAUCUGCAGGUCAAGAUAGACAAGCAAAUGGAGCAACUGAGAUCGUCUCUGGAAAUGAAGAACUCCCUAAAUGAGGCAAACGCUCAGCUGCAGCUGAGAAUAGACUCCAUGCAGAGGAGGAUGGAGGAGGUGCAGCUGGAGAACAGGGAGCUGAUUCACAGGCUGUCUGUCCAGGAGGAGGCGCUGCAGUACAGUGGCAGACUGGUGGAGCAGCGCUCAGCCGACUGCCACACCCUGACCCGGCAGCUGGAAACCGCCCUCACCGACGUCAGACAGGAGGUCUCCAGAGUGAGGGAAAAUGCUGGGGCCAGAGAGAGACUCCUGCAGAGUAAAAUCCUGGAGCUGGAGACGGAGAGGGACAGACGAGCCAAAGAGCUGAAACUGCUGAAGCAGAGCAAAGAGUCUGUUGAAAAGCAUUAUGAGGUACGUUUAAAAGAACUGCAGCUAAGUUUGGACCAAUCAGAAAGCCAUAAACGGAGCAUUCAGAACUAUGUGGAUUUUCUCAAAAACUCCUACGCAACCAUGUUUGAAGAGGGCUUCUCAUCAGAUCUAGGACUAUCUUCCUUUUUAAAGUAA
Megalops cyprinoides (Indo-Pacific tarpon) is the source of this 2412-nucleotide messenger RNA. RefSeq names its product outer dense fiber protein 2-like. The transcript has 19 exons. The record is from RefSeq and is a predicted model, not a curated record. NCBI's taxonomy places the organism in Eukaryota, Metazoa, Chordata, Actinopteri, Elopiformes, Megalopidae. The coding region runs from base 49 to 2412 and encodes 787 amino acids. Gene Ontology annotation, cellular component: centrosome; ciliary basal body. Gene Ontology annotation, biological process: negative regulation of cilium assembly.